AUGCAAAAAAUUAUCCGUUCAGUAAAACGGUGGCGCAGCAAACAUCAUGUCGAUGUUUUCACAAAUAUACCGCAUGAAAUAGUAUUAAUAAUCAUAAAACAUUUGGAUUAUAACGCCCACGAUAUUGCUGCUUUAUCCAGGGUAAACAGAAAAUUGCGAUAUCAUACAAAAGACAACUUUUUAUGGUACAAGUUAUGUUUAUUGUAUUUCCCUGAUCAUCUAUCUAAUAAAUCAAAUGAAAGUAAGUUUGGACAAACAAAAGAUUGGAUGAAAAUAUUUAGAAAAUUAUAUUGGAAGAAUCACACGAUAGUAUUUGCCGAAAAUAUUGAGGCAAAAGAAUUAGUAAGUUGCGGAUGGUUCCCAAAAUUCGGUCAAUUCUCGGAUAUAAAAACCGACCACGCACAUCUAAAAAUCGUAAGAGCGAUCCAAGAAUCUUUUGAAAUGGAUGUUAAAUUUGAAUCCAUUUCACCCGGAAUUUAUGAAGUUGUAUGGGAAAUGAACAUUUACAACUUACAAAAGGCUCAAAAAUUUCAAUUUGUAACCAAAAUCUUCCACAAGAAUUAUGAUUUAAAGGAAUACUCUCACAAUCCGCCCCCGGAAGCAUUUAAAAAAAUUUCAGAUAAAGGGUGGUUUAAAUAUAGAGCACCCAAAAGGAUUAUCAUCGAUAAGGAUCAAAUUAUUUCUACCAAAUUCAUUGGUCAUGCCAAAAUGUGUUUUAGCAAUCCACAAGAGUGGCCGGCACCUAUGGCAUUGUACUGUGUAUAUUUGAAAAGAUACAAAAAUGACAUAGAUUAUAAUAAAGUACAGCGUAAGGGUUUUAUUAAUAGAUUAUUACGUAGAUAA
Molecule: messenger RNA, 843 nt
Organism: Funneliformis mosseae
Lineage: Eukaryota; Fungi; Glomeromycota; Glomeromycetes; Glomerales; Glomeraceae
Source: the annotation of a GenBank genome assembly